CCUGAGAAAUGAGUGGGAGCGUUGAUUGCAAACACCUGCGCAUGUUGAUCAGCAGCAACACGUGCUUGCGGUCCUGUUUACCUCGAGCUCUCAGCGGAGGCUCUCUCUAAGUUUGGCCUGGUUUCGUUAUUUAUCAUGGAAAAACAAAUGCUGAUGUCAGCUGUCCUUCGUUUUUUUCGCACGAUUUCCUUUCUGCUGCUGAUCACCUGCGGCUGCCCGCUGGUCCCAGCUUCUCUGGCUGCCUCCAAUGCGCUGCACAGCCUGGGAGGCUUCACCUACCCGUACGGCAGCAUCUUCUCCCCGCUGCUCAAGGCCCUGUCACAGCACGGAGGGUCGAGGUGGAACCCAGGACUGAAAAAACAGAGGAAACCCGAGCACAGGUACAUGACAUAUCUCACGGAGGUUUACAAGAAGUCCUCCAGGGUGCAGAGGAGUUUGGACGGGAAUAAAAUCUACAACACAGUCCGACUGAUCAAGCCUCAAGAUGAAUGUCUUGAACGAAGUAAUAAAGAUAACUUUAUGCAGGAUCUUUCCUACAGCCUUGAUCAAGUAAGAAGAAAAGAACAGCUUCUGAAGUCGGCCCUGCUGUACAAUUUUGACCAUGCAGCACCUGUCAACUCUAAAUGCUACCUGAGUCUUGGGGAGCAGGAGCACUCAAACCAGUGUCAGCUGUGUCCUCGGGUCCACCACGCUGUGAACUUCACAGUCAGCACAGAUGCGGAGAGCAGGAGGAACUGGGUGGAGGUCGACGUCACCUCCUUUCUCCGGCCUCUCUUAAAGUUUCAGAAGAAGAAUGUACACCUGCUCAUCAAUGUCACCUGCCCAGAGGAACAGAGAGCCAAUGGUGAUGGGCGCAAAGCCCCACUGAAGUUCACCCCGAGGUCCCCUCUUCUGCUUCUUUACCUCAAUGACACCAGCAAAAUCGCCCACCAGAGGUUUCUAGUCAAUUCCAAAAAAGGUGAAAGGUCAGCCGCUGCGGCAAACAAAUUUCACAAGCAGAUAGUCUUCAAACGAGAGCAGAGGAUCGGCCGGAAGAGGAGAUGGAAGAGGGAAUCUCAUAAGAGCAAACAGGGCGAUAAAGGUCUGGACAUCCGCCUGCCGGAGCUUCUUCCAAGCUCUGAAUUCCAGACAAGCGACUGUGACUUGUUUGACUUCAGGGUGCGAUUCAGCCAGCUCAAACUGGAUCACUGGAUUGUUUUCCCACCGAAGUACAACCCCAGGUACUGCCGAGGCAUAUGCCCGAGGACCAUGGGCUUCAUCUACGGCUCACCUGUCCAUACCAUGGUGCAAACCAUCAUCUAUGAGAAGCUUGACUCCUCUGUGCCCAGGCCCUCGUGCAUUCCCUCGCAAUACAGCCCCCUGAGUGUCAUGAUCUUUGAAGAGGAUGGCUCCUAUGUCUACAAGGAGUUUGAAGACAUGGUUGCCACCAGAUGCACAUGUCGCUAAGCCAGCUUCCAACAUGUCAGUGUUUUUUUCCUUCUACUUUACAGGCUGAAUAGAACAUCACCACAACCCUCCUCAACUGUCAUCACAGGUGAACUCUAUCCAAGUAUUGGAUAUUCUGACCAGGCUCAGUAAUUUCAUGAAUUUAUAAAAUCGUUGCGCAUGAAGUUUGAUCUGCAGCAGGUGUGUUUACUUAAUCAAGUGUGUUUACUUAAACAAAAAGUAUUUUAUCCUAGUGAAAAAUGUGGAAAGAUGGCAUUUAUUUCCUUUUUGUUAAGGCGAGACAAGAAAGGGUGCCAAUGCAUCCAACUUACUGUUUGCAACAUAGUAUUGAAUAUGACACACUUGAAGAAGAAAAAUGAGUGUUGUAUGAUUUUGUAUAUUUUUUUUAAGUUGUAUUUUUGUUAACUUAUUUUGGGUGGCUGGUCUGUCAUUAUUAUUUAAUUUAACACAAUUGCCAAGUUUUAAGUAGCCCUGUUCUGGACAAAAAGAUGAAAAAGCAGUCACAAACUCUUAUCAAACCUUUUACAUAUCGUUUUAUUCCUGGGGAUUAGAGACAACUGUCUGAAUGGCAGCUGACUUCAUAAUGUCCAGAAUGAAAGUUGUCAAGGUUUCAGUGUGUGUUUAUUACUUCUGGUCACUGCAUGACUGCAUACGUAUGAAUUUGUACUAGUUGAAUGUGACUAAUUGCAUCACUUGUCUAUUUAUGCAAAUUGAAUGAAUUCACUGUGUGUCUGUGCUCAGUUUAGGGAUAUUCAAAAUGGUAAAAAUAUGUAGACUGUCUGAAAAGUUGGAAAAUAAAAACAACAACAUGCAUAAAUGUUG
Molecule: messenger RNA, 2268 nt
Organism: Anoplopoma fimbria (sablefish)
Lineage: Eukaryota; Metazoa; Chordata; Actinopteri; Perciformes; Anoplopomatidae
Gene: gdf9
Product: growth differentiation factor 9
Exons: 2
Coding region: 136-1446 (436 amino acids)
Biological process (GO): SMAD protein signal transduction; BMP signaling pathway
Cellular component (GO): extracellular region
Molecular function (GO): growth factor activity; cytokine activity
Source: RefSeq, a predicted model, not a curated record